Molecule: messenger RNA, 1652 nt
Organism: Puntigrus tetrazona (Sumatra barb)
Lineage: Eukaryota; Metazoa; Chordata; Actinopteri; Cypriniformes; Cyprinidae
Gene: srsf6a
Product: serine and arginine rich splicing factor 6a
Exons: 6
Coding region: 85-1227 (380 amino acids)
Biological process (GO): mRNA splice site recognition; alternative mRNA splicing, via spliceosome
Cellular component (GO): ribonucleoprotein complex; cytoplasm; nucleus
Molecular function (GO): mRNA binding
Source: RefSeq, a predicted model, not a curated record
CGGUUGGCAAUCGGACAAAAGCCUGUUGCGGCUGGUUUCAGUGCUGGAGAUAAUCUGCUGCUGCUGAGCUGUAACGAAAUCAAGAUGCCUCGAGUGUACAUCGGCAGGUUGAGCUAUCAUGUCCGCGAGAAAGACAUCCAGCGGUUCUUCAGCGGUUACGGAAAGCUGUUGGAGGUGGAUCUGAAGAACGGGUAUGGCUUUGUUGUGUUUGAGGACACCCGUGAUGCUGAUGACGCAGUCUACGAGCUGAACGGAAAAGAGCUGUGUGGAGAGCGGGUCAUGGUGGAGCACGCCAGGGGUCCGCGCCGAGACCGGGACAGCUAUGGAGGGGGUUAUUAUGGUGGUGGAGGAGGAGGAGGAGGAGGAGGUGGUGGAGGUGGAGGAGGAGGCGGAGGCGGAGGACGCAGUGGUUACAGCAGCAGGAGUCGCACCGGAAGGGACAAGUAUGGCCCUCCUGUUCGCACCGAGUACCGCCUCAUCGUGGAGAAUCUGUCGAGUCGCUGCAGUUGGCAAGACCUUAAGGAUUUCAUGCGACAGGCAGGUGAGGUGACCUACGCAGAUGCCCAUAAGGAGCGUGCCAACGAGGGUGUGAUUGAGUUCCGCUCUUACUCCGACAUGCGGAGAGCCGUGGAGAAACUGGACGGAACAGACAUAAAUGGGAGGAAAAUUCGUCUGGUUGAAGACAAGCAGCGGAGGCGUCGCUCCUACUCCGGCAGCCGUUCUCGUUCUCGUAGCCGGCGUCGUUCUCGUAGUAGGAGUCGCCGUAGCAGCCGCUCUCGGAGCAACUCAAGAUCUCGCUCAAGGUCUCGUUCUCGCCGGCACCGCUCCCGUUCCAGGUCUCGCUCCAAGUCUCCAUCAAGCAAGUCUCGUUCGCGCAAUCGUAAAUCUCGUUCUCGCUCCCGCACACAAAAAUCUCGCAGCCGAUCAACCAGUCGCAAGUCCCGCUCCCGCUCGGAUGAGCGCAAGUCCCGCUCUAAGAGCACUUCCAAAGUGAAGUCGGACCGUGGGCGCUCCAAGGAGAAAUCGGUCACCAGGAAAUCCAGAAGUAGAUCUGCUUCACCGAUGGAGAAUGGCGAUGGGGGUCAUGCCAAGUCUGCUUCUCGCUCUCCGUCACCUCAGGCUGAGAAGAGCCAGUAUAAGUCUCCAGACAGGCAUUCUCGUUCUCGCUCGAAGUCUGCCUCACGUUCUAAAUCCCGUUCCCGUUCCAGAUCUGCGUCCCAAGAUUAGUAUUAAGUGUGGUCGGAUUUUUUUUCUUUCUUUUUUUUUUCCUCUCCUUUUGUUUUCCUCCAGCUCCUUCAUCAAUCCAGUUGUCCAGGAUAGUUUUCUAAUGCUCAUGACGGGUUCAGGUCCAAGGCGUUUCAUUUGUUUUAUUUUACUCUUCUAUAGUAAAAGUGAAUCACCGCUUCGAUAUUUUAUAUUCAUAACAAAAGCAUGAAAAUAAGUGAUUUGAUUUAGUGUGCUGCAUGUCAGUCCUUUUUAUAAUCCAUGGUCCUCUGUGCUGUGUGGCUAGAAGAGGCUUCUUGGCAAGGAAACGAAAAGUCACUGCGUCUUGUGGCUUGUAAAGCUAUUAUCUGAGAAAUCUAGGCUUCCGUUUCAUGUAAUAGUUCAUCGAAAACUGUCUGAUUUUGUUUUAUUAAAAACCAGUCUAUUUA